Oryza brachyantha (malo sina) is the source of this 2344-nucleotide messenger RNA. RefSeq names its product protein FAR1-RELATED SEQUENCE 5-like. Bases 749 to 2344 code for a protein of 531 amino acids. Lineage: Eukaryota; Viridiplantae; Streptophyta; Magnoliopsida; Poales; Poaceae. Gene Ontology annotation, biological process: regulation of DNA-templated transcription. The transcript is spliced from 3 exons. The record is from RefSeq and is a predicted model, not a curated record.
UCGUCCUCGCGCGCUCCAGUCAUGGUAUCAUGACCUCGCCCGCGCCAAAUCCUUCGUGUGUGCGCGCUCCAGUCCCGCCCCUUGCGCGCGCCCGGUCCUGCGGACGUCCCAAUCCCACACCGGAGCAGGGCUGCCGACGGAGGUCCCAACCCCGCUUGGAGCAGGACUACCGACGCCGGGGAGGUGCAGCACGGCAACCAGCCGAGGCCAGGGCGGGGGCGCCUGCCUUGCCGUCGCCACUAGAGAGGCAAGCGGGCCCCUCGCCGUCGUCAUUGGGGAGGCAGUCCGGCCGCCGUGAGGCCGGGGGCUGAGGCCCCUGCCCUGCCGCCGGAGCACCAGGAUUUUGGGGAGGAGGACUAGCAGAGCGAGGCGAGCAUCUGCAUAUGAAGAUUGCAAGUGAGUGUUUACAGCUUUUUUUUCUUUAGGAUAACAUGGAAAGCUACUAAAAUCCACAAUUGGAUUAAUGGAUCUUAGCCUUAAAUGGAGCAAAUAUUGAAUACUAAAUUCUAGUUACUGGAUGUUUGUGUUUAGGCAAAUGUUACUAUCUAUAUGUGUUCAAAUAUGAUGAGCAGACCUACUAUCAGAUAUUGUCCCCGCAAGUGUGAAUCAUUUUUAUAUCAGAAUGUUGUGGUUGAGAUAAUGAAAUAACAGAAUAGUGCCGCCAUAAUGAAAUAGAUGUUCUGAUUACUAUAGUUUGAAAAAAAAUUCAGAAAUUUGAGUACCGGGCUAUUCAUUGUUGUGGAAGGCAAUGGCAGAAGUUGAUAUGAAGGUACCUGAAGUUGGUUUGAGGUUCAAAAAUCCAGAUGAGGGUUGGCUAUUUUGGGUGGCAUAUGGCGGUCGUACUGGCUUUGAUGUGAGGAAAAGAUGCACAAAUGUAAGCAAAAUGGAUAGUAAGGUGACUUCAUGCAGAUAUGUUUGUUCCAAUGAGGGUCAUCGAACAAAAAGGCAAACGGAACAUGUGACAAGGUGUUUUAGAGCUGAAACAAGAACUGAUUGCAAAGCUCGGAUGGUUAUUUCAUUGGAUCGAGGUGUAGGAAAUUAUGAAGUCAAUGAUGUUGUGAUUGAACACAACCAUCCACUGCACUUGCCAGAGACCUUCCACUUGAUGAAAUCACAACGCAAAAUUUCAGAACUCCAAGCUUUUGAAAUAGAAACAGCGGAUGAUCCUGGUAUUAGGCCAAAAGCUGCCCAUGAGUUGGCCACUCGUCAAGUUGGAGGACCACUUAACCUUAGCUACACUUGUCGUGACCGCAAAAAUUAUUUGCAAAGCAUCCGUCAAAGGGAAUUGGCUUUUGGACAGGCAGGAAGUAUGUUGAUGUAUUUUCAUGAUAAAAUUGUUGAGAACCCAUCUUUCCAAUAUGCUUUGCAGCUGGAUUGUGAGGAGCACAUUACCAACAUAUUCUGGGCUGACGCAAAGAUGAUUCUUGACUAUGCACACUUUGGUGAUGUUGUCACAUUUGACACAACUUUUGGGACAAACAAAGAAUAUAGGCCAUUUGGUGUUUUUCUUGGGCUCAAUCAGUUUAGAGAAACCACUAUUUUUGGUGCUGCACUUCUAUUUGAUAAAACACAAGCAUCAUUUACAUGGUUGUUUGAGACUUUUCUAGCUGCACAUAAUGGAAAGCAACCUAAAACUAUUUACACGGAUCAAGAUGCAGCAAUGGGAAAAGCCAUAAAGAUAGUAUUCACAAAAUCAUAUCAUGGUCUCUGCACCUUUCACAUAAUGCAGAAUGCUGUGAAGCAUUUAUCUCCAGUGAAGGGUAAAGAGGAAGAUGAAGGUGAAGAGGAAUCGCAUGUUCUCUCUGAUUUCAGUGCUUGUAUGUUUGGCCACGAAGAUGAGGCAUCAUUUGAAGAGGCAUUUCAGAUUUUGAGAUCCAAAGUUCAUAAGCAAACAUGGUUAGAUAGCAUUUACAAGGUGAAAGAGAAAUGGGCUGAAUGUUAUAUGAGAAAUGUCUUUAGUUUAGGAGUGCGAAGUACACAGCUAAGUGAGAGCUUCAACAAUGCAUUGAAGAACCAUUUGAAAUCAAAUUUUGAUAUAAUUCGAUUUCUUAAGCAUUUUGAAAGGUCAAUGCAAGAGAAAAGAGAUAAGGAACUACAAUCUGAAUUUGAGGCAAGGAAGAAGCUACCUAGAAGACUAAUGUGCACGCCGAUGUUGGUUCAAGCUAGCCAAGUGUACACUCCAGUGAUUUUUGAAGCUUUCCAAAGCGAAUAUGAAAGAUCCAUGGCUGCGUGCGCUAGAGUUUUGGAUGGAGAACACAACUAUGCUGUUGUAGUUGGGAGUUUGCUUGGUGAGGUUUUGACCCCGUCGCAGCGCCCGGUCUGGGCCUAUCGCAACGCGGUGUAA